This is a messenger RNA of Phytophthora nicotianae INRA-310, 1914 nucleotides long. Its product is annotated as TKL protein kinase. The transcript has a single exon. Bases 1 to 1914 code for a protein of 637 amino acids. NCBI's taxonomy places the organism in Eukaryota, Oomycota, Peronosporomycetes, Peronosporales, Peronosporaceae. The record is from RefSeq and is a predicted model, not a curated record. Gene Ontology annotation, molecular function: protein kinase activity; ATP binding. Gene Ontology annotation, biological process: protein phosphorylation.
AUGCAGACUGAGAACAGACGCCACCUAGCUGCAUCAAAGCGGUACCAAGACGCAGAUUUGCCUUCAGACGAUGGUUCCUUCGUCUUCGACGGGACCAACUCCGACCUCGCUCGUCAGUUGUAUUUCCGUGCCAACGCUGAAGCCUCAGUUUCACAGUUCAACAAUUUGGAGAUCCCUUCUGCUGUUCAGGACCGACUGGAUGAACUCGACUUGGAUUGGAAUAAAUUACCUGGUAUCGCCCAACGAGCGCUGCUGUGGGAUUCCGGCUUCGGUUUAACAGCAUCCUAUACCCCAGUGAAAAUCUGGACGCUGAAUAACCACACCAUGGCAAAUCUCGCAGUCCCCCUUGAACAAGUCCGAGCUGUCGGGUGCGAGGAAAAAGCCUGUGUUCAACCAGAUAAUACCACCAGCUACAGUAACGAAUGGUGUGGCGGGGCGCAACUGCUUCAAGCUGCUCGCUGUGUCGUUGAAGACUUUGUGGACACUGGUGAUAUCCAUGCUGCAAUGUGGGUAACUGGUGGGAAUCCUAUCGUGAUUCCAACUCCACACGUGCUCAAACACGAAUGGAAGGAUCAAAGGGAUAAAAAUUCUUAUAUUGUGUUUGCCAUCCACACCCUGGAUUUUGAUGACGAACCUGCGUGGAACACGUGCCCAGAUUCUACUCAGAACGACGGCUACGGGUCGUUAGUCGUGCCGUGUUUCACAACCGAUAAUAUAACGAAUGCUACUAUGGAGGCGAUGAAAGAAGUCGAAGGCAGUCCUUGGGUGUCUCGUUGGCUAGUGGAAGACUACUCAACACCCGACGAACAUGAGUUCAAAAUGAUACUGCUGGUUCCAAUUAUCGGUGGAAUUGUCGCCACUAUCGGACUGCUUGGAUUAUUAAUUAUCGUAAAACAGAGGCGACAACGGCAACCAAAAUCUACUUCAUCUGACGGAGCACAAAUCUGCUCCAAAGAUCUCAAACGAGGCUAUAGGAAUAGUAAUCAAGGCUUGUCCUCACACCAUCCAGCAAAUAACAGCACUUUUGGUGAUUUCGAAUGGACCAGCUCGACAUUAAGAGAGACUAUCGGUAGUGAAUCUCUGCUCGACAAGCGAAUUCCGUACGACAGCAUUCACUUCGAACGCGUCGUGUCGAAAGGAGCCAGUGGAGAAGUGUGGUUAGCAGAUUUUCAAGGCCAACAAGUGGCAGUGAAAAGAUUAUUACAGAGCAAGACCCACUCAGCAGACGAAGUGGAGGAAUUCGCACAGGAGAUCCAACUCAGUGCCAGUUUAACUCAUCCGAAUAUUGUGGGGUUUAUUGGUGUUGCUUGGAACAGUCUCACUAACUUCGUCAUGGUGCUGGAGUUCCUCCCGCUUGGAGAUCUACAAGCGUAUCUACGUAAGAAUUUUGACUUGUUGCUGUGGUCCAAGGAUAAAAUCCACAUCGCCAUUGGAAUUGCUCUAGCUCUCGAGUACUUGCACUCCCGAUCUCCUCCGCUUAUUCAUCGUGAUCUGAAAUCCAGAAAUAUUCUGAUUUCUAAACGCCUAGAGCCUAAACUGAGCGACUUUGGUGUGAGUCGAACCCGGCAAGAGAAUAUCAUGACUGCUGGUGUCGGCACUCCGUACUGGUCGGCGCCGGAGAUCCUCGAGGGGAAGCAGUACACCGAGCUGGCAGAUAUUUACUCGUUUGGAGUGGUGUUGUCGGAGUUAGAUACCGCCAAGCUUCCUUACCACGACGCAUUGACACCGGAAGGGAAGAGCCAAAAGCCGUUCAAAAUCCUGGCAGAGGUGAUAACAGGAGUAUUACGACCGACUUUCUCGAAAGAAUGCUCCCCGCAAAUUCGCCGGAUUGGCGUAGCUUGCUGUCAGCACGAUCCAGAUCGAAGACCAACCGCAGCUCAAGUGCUGGAGAUGCUCAGACAGCCUUCUGACUAA